This is a messenger RNA of Pungitius pungitius (ninespine stickleback), 717 nucleotides long. RefSeq names its product potassium channel tetramerisation domain containing 12.1 (gene kctd12.1). The record is from RefSeq and is a predicted model, not a curated record. Gene Ontology annotation, biological process: regulation of G protein-coupled receptor signaling pathway; protein homooligomerization. Bases 1 to 717 code for a protein of 238 amino acids. Gene Ontology annotation, cellular component: postsynaptic membrane; signaling receptor complex; presynaptic membrane. Lineage: Eukaryota; Metazoa; Chordata; Actinopteri; Perciformes; Gasterosteidae. The transcript has a single exon.
AUGUUCAGCAAGAAGUCCCCCAAGGAUUUGGCGAGGGACAGCAAAGGGCGCUUCUUCUUGGACAGGGACGGGUUCUUGUUCCGCUACAUCCUCGAUUACCUGCGAGACCUGAACCUGGUCCUGCCGGACUACUUCCCAGAGAAAAGUCGUCUGCAGAGGGAAGCCGACUUCUUCCAGCUGCGGGACCUCGCCAAGCAGCUGAGCCCCCGCGUGAGCAAGGACAACUCGAUCAGCGACGAGAUCGGCCAGAGCGACCCGGAGGACGGCGCGCAGCAGAGCGGCCCCUCCGGCGGCGCCGAGACUUUACGCGCCGCGUCGGUCGCCGGGGCGACGCGCUCCCCGUCUCUGGACUCCAGGAAGUCGGGCUACAUCACCAUAGGUUACCGCGGCUCCUACACCAUCGGCAGAGAUAUCCAGACCGACGCCAAAUUCCGUCGGGUGGCGCGCAUCACGGUGUGCGGGAAGACGGCCCUGGCCAAAGAGGUGUUUGGGGACACGCUGAACGAGAGCAGAGACCCGGACAGGCCCCCGGAGAGAUACACGUCCCGGUACUAUCUCAAGUAUAAUUUUCUGGAGCAGGCGUUCGACAAGCUGACCGAGGUGGGCUUCCACAUGGUGGCCUGCAGCUCCACGGGCACCUGCGCCUACACCAGCAAUGACCCAAACGAGGACAAGAUCUGGACGAGCUACACCGAGUAUGUCUUCUGUCGGGAUUAA